GGCUUUGAAGUUGACGCACGGCACACAGCAAUUGUACUUGCGUUAAUAACAGCUCGCAGUCGAAUUCGCGUUGAAUUUGCCUAUAGAAACGGCACUCAGCGCAUAAAUUUGCGCGUUACAGCUAUUGCAAUAUGAAGCUCGCUGCACUGGCGCUCUGCCUCGUCGUCGCGUGCGACGCCUUCCAGCACCUCAGGCCAGGAGUGCGGGCACCGCUCGCGCUGCAUGGCAAGACGCGGGGCGACGGCAGCGAACCAGCCGAGGAUGAUGGACCGCUCGACAUCGACGCUGCCAUCGACGAGGCGCUCAAGUCGCCCUCGAUAGUAGAUGCAAUCAGCGAGGACAUCAACGCGGCGCUCGGCAAGGACGACGCCAAGACACCCGAGGAAAUGAAGGUCGGCGAGCUGACAGCCGAACUCGACCUAAGAGGCAUCGACUACUCGGACUGCAUCGAGGCCGACGAGCUCCGAGCGAAGCUGAAGGAUGCCCGGUUAUCCGGGAGAGCGGGCAAGGACGUCCUGGACAAUUUCAACAAGGCGACCGCGGAAGCGAUGUUCGACAAGGAGAAGAACCCCAUGAAUCUGUCCAAAGAAGAACUGGAAGCGAUCAAGGGCGAGGACGGCGCCAUCCCCGGCGGUCUGGAGCCCGACGAGGUCUUCAAGCUGAUGAACGACCCGGAGGUGAUGGCCAUGGUCCAGAAGCCCAAGUUCCAGGAGAUCAUGGCCGACGUGAUGAAGGGCGGCGGGCCCAUGACGCUCCAGAAGCACAUGGCCGACCCGGAGUCGCGCGAGAUGCUCAUGACGCUGACGAAAUUGCUCCAGAACGCGGGCAUGGUGCCGCCCGGGGCUUCGCGGUAACAUUAAUUGUGACUU
Messenger RNA from Pelagomonas calceolata, 869 nucleotides. Lineage: Eukaryota; Pelagophyceae; Pelagomonadales; Pelagomonadaceae. The record is from the annotation of a GenBank genome assembly.